Messenger RNA from Chara braunii, 2205 nucleotides. The record is from the annotation of a GenBank genome assembly. NCBI's taxonomy places the organism in Eukaryota, Viridiplantae, Streptophyta, Charophyceae, Charales, Characeae.
GUAAGCAUCUGAUGUCGUCUGGCCAAGUCAGCAUCGAUGUCAUGUCAGCGUCGGUGGAGGCGUCUCCGGCAUGAGCGGAAUGGGUUCGGACACGUCAGCACCUGUGCCAGGUCAUCAGUCCAUGCCAGAGCCCGUGGACGCGGGCCCGAUAUCAUGGGAACGUGUGCGGCCACGUCAGCAUCGGAUGCCACGUCAUCAUCGAUGGACGCAACGCCGCCAUCAUCGUGUGUGCUCGCAUGGUCCCGAAGCUGGUACAAUGGGAACCCGAAUCCGAAUCUGGUACAAUGGGAACCGGGAACUCGAACCUGGUACAGUGGGAACCCGAACCUGGUACAAUGGGAAGACGAACCUGGUACAAUGGGAACCGGGAACUCGAACCUGGUACAGUGGGAACCCGAACCUGGUACAAUGGGAGGACGAACCUGGUACAAUGGGAACCCGAAUCCGAAUCUGGUACAAUGGGAACUCGAACCUGGUACAAUGGGAACCCGAACCUGGUACAAUGUGAAGACGAACCUGGUACAAUGGGAACCCGGAACUGGUACAAUGGGAAGGCGAACCUCGUACAAUGGGAACCCGGAACUGGUACAAUGGGAAGGCGAACCUGGUACAAUGGGAAUUCGAAUCUGUUGACGAAAGUAUGGCUGGCGUUGACCUGCUGUGGAGCCCGAACCUGGCUCUCAGCGGGAUGCCGAACCUGGUACAAUGGGAACCCGAAGCUGGUACAAUAGGUACGCAAACCUGGUGCAGUGGGAACCCGAACCUGGUGCAGUGGGAAUUGGUACCUGUUGACGAAGGCUAUGGUCGUCUUAGACCUGAUGGGUUGUCCGAAACUGGAUACGAUGGGAACCCGAAUCUAGCGCACGACGAACCGUCCAUUCCUGUUUGUGAUCGCAAGCUGUGGGGCGGAGGAGUCGGCUUUUCGGGGAAAGGCGUGGUGUGAAAUGUGGCCUUUUGGUCCAUUGCGAGCCCAGGCCUACCUGGUUCAGAACCUGUCCUUAAGGUUGGGUGGGUGGUGUGGGGUUCGUUCCCCUGACCUCGGAGAUGGGAGAUAUGGGGUUCAUUCCCCUGAACUCGGAGAUGGGAGAUAUACCUGGUAUGCGAAGUAAAUUUUAUCUGGUGGGGUUUGCCUGGCGGUGAACUUGUCUGUGUUCUGGUCUAGGUGCGGGCAACGUAUCGGGUCUGUUGGUCUGGAAAUGGGAAAUUGUUUGGACCAGAUCUGUGGAAAGUGGAACACGUCUGCAAAAUUGGACCAGAUCUGGAGAUUGGACCAGGAUCGGAAAUCGGACCACAUCUGGAAACUGAACCAGGACGCGAAAUAGGACCAGGUCGUGCUUCGAGUUUCCGUGGGUUGCCCAGCUGCUGGUCGAGAGUGGAGUGUAGAGGGUAUCAGAAAAGGAAGUGUAGAGGAAGGAGUUUUCACGUUCUCCAUCCUAUCCUAUCCUAACCUAUCCUAUCCUAUCCUAUCCUAUUCUGUCCUAUGUUCAAUCUUACCCUAUCCUAUCUUAUCUUAUCGAACUCUAUCCUAUCCUAUCCUAUCCUAUACCCCAUAUUAUCCUAUCCUAUCCUAUCCUAUCCUAUCCUAUCCUAUCCUAUCCUAUCCGAUCCUAUAUCCUAUCUUACAUUGCUGUCCUAUCCUAUCCUAUCCUAUCGUAGCCUAUUUAGCCUAUCCUAUCCUAUCCUAUCCUAUCCUAUCCUAUCCUAUAUCCUAUCUUACAUUGCUGUUCUAUCCUAUCCUAUCCUAUCGUAGCCUAUUUAGCCUAUCCUAUAGCACUCUAUCAUAUCCUGGCGUGUCCUAUAACCCAUAUUAUCCUAUCUAUCCUAUCCUAACCUAACCUAUCCUGGCCUGUCCUAUCCUAUCGUAUGCUAGCCCACCCUAUGCUAUAUCCUAUCUUAGCCUACCUCGUUCCUGUCCUGUCCUCUCCUUUUCUAUUUAGCCUAUCCUAUCCUCUUCUAUUAGCCUAUCCUAUCCUAUCCUAUCCUAUCCUAUCCUAUCCUAUCCUAUCCUAUCCUCUCUGUCCACAGAGGAAGCGAGAAAGGGAACUAAAAAUAGCAAACGGAAGCUCCAAAGUCAGGUAAGGGGUUACAGACAGGUCGUGCUGGCAAAUGGCGUUGACGUCGUCCUUUAUGUCCUUGUGCUGGCAAAUGGCGUUGACGUCGUCCUUCAUUUCCAUGUCACUCAAAACCACCCGCGCCUUAAAUAGA